Messenger RNA from Hypoxylon trugodes, 3243 nucleotides. Its product is annotated as NAD(P)-binding protein. Gene Ontology annotation, molecular function: oxidoreductase activity. The record is from RefSeq and is a predicted model, not a curated record. The transcript has 5 exons. Lineage: Eukaryota; Fungi; Ascomycota; Sordariomycetes; Xylariales; Hypoxylaceae. Bases 260 to 2971 code for a protein of 903 amino acids.
AAGCUGCCUCGGCUGAAUAGCCGGAGUUUCAAAGCGGCACAUUGGCAAAGCUGCUCUUUAUUAUGAGCGUCUGAACCUUCGGACCUUCCAAUAAAGCUCUGUAAUAAUCAUCUUUUUUUUAUGUCAUUACCUCUAGAAAUGCCAACCUUAUAAUACACCUAGCCACGAAUUGAGAUCUAUAACCAUCUACCUUUCUACCUACCUCCAUACCUAAAUCAUUCUCUAAACACCCCAGAUCUAAGAGCUCCAUUUAAACACGAUGGCUGGUGAAUUGCGCUAUGACGACCAAGUCGUUGUCGUCACUGGCGCGGGUGGUGGUCUAGGAAAGGCAUAUGCUACCUUUUUCGCUUCGAGGGGAGCUAAGGUUGUUGUCAACGACCUCGGAGGUUCAUUCAAGGGAGAGGGUAACUCAACAAAGGCUGCCGAUGUAGUCGUCAACGAAAUCAAAGCCGCCGGUGGCCAGGCCGUGGCCAACUACGACAGCGUCGAGAAUGGCGAGAAAAUCAUCGAGACGGCCAUUAAGAACUACGGCCGAAUCGACAUCCUACUUAACAAUGCCGGUAUCCUACGAGAUAUCAGCUUUAAGAACAUGACAGAUCAGGAUUGGGAUUUGAUCAUCAAAGUCCACGUUAAGGGUUCAUAUAAAUGCGCGCGCGCAGCGUGGCCGUAUUUCCGAAAACAGAAGUAUGGACGUGUUAUCAACACUGCAUCUGCCGCUGGUUUGUUCGGCAGCUUUGGCCAGGCGAAUUACUCGGCGGCGAAGCUGGCGAUGGUCGGUUUCACUGAGACGCUUGCGAAGGAGGGUAUUAAGUAUAACGUUCUCGCCAAUGUUAUCGCCCCGAUAGCAGCUAGUCGUAUGACUGAGACUGUCAUGCCUCCCGAGGCCUUGGAAGCCUUAAAACCCGAAUGGGUUGUUCCCCUUGUUGCUGUUUUGGUUCACAAGAGCAACACAAAGGAGACCGGCAGCAUCUUCGAGGUCGGUGGUGGUCACACUGCUAAGCUAAGGUGGGAGAGAUCUGGCGGUCUUCUGCUUAAGGCGGACGACAGCUACACACCCGGCGCUAUUCUCAAGAAGUGGGACAAGGUUCUCGACUUCUCCAAUCCCCAGUACCCCACUGGCGCCAAUGACUUCUUAGGUCUUCUAGAAGAAUCACAGAAGUUGGGCCCGAAUGAGCAGGGCGAGAAGUUGGACUUCACCGGCCGUGUAGCCCUAGUUACAGGUGGUGGUGCCGGUAUUGGGCGGGCUUACUGUCUUGCCUUCGCCAAGUACGGUGCCUCAGUCGUUGUCAACGAUCUAGUAGACCCCGACACCGUAGUUGGAGAGAUCAAGAAAUCGGGCGGUAAGGCAGUUGGCGUGAAAGCGUCUUCUGAAGAUGGCGACAAGGUCGUAAAGGCCGCCAUCGACGCCUUUGGCCGAAUUGAUAUCAUUAUCAACAACGCUGGUAUCCUACGGGAUAAGGCAUUCAACAACAUGGACGACAGCCUUUGGGACCCCGUUCUCAAUGUUCAUCUCCGAAGCACAUACAAGGUCACCAAGGCUGCUUGGCCCUACUUCCUCAAGCAAAAGUACGGUCGUAUCGUGAACACCACGUCAACAAGUGGUAUCUACGGUAACUUCGGCCAAGCCAACUACGCCGCAGCGAAAGCUGGUAUCCUUGGUUUCUCGCGCACCAUCGCUCUCGAGGGUGCCAAGUACAACAUCUACUGUAACACUAUCGCACCUAAUGCCGGUACAGCCAUGACACGCACAAUAUUACCCGAGGAAUUAGUACAGGCCUUCAAGCCCGACUACAUUGCUCCUCUUGUUCUUGCUCUUUCCAGCGACAAGGUUCCUAAGAACCCCACAGGCUACCUAUACGAAGUCGGCAGCGGUUGGGCCGGCCGAACGAGGUGGCAACGAACCGGGGGUGUUGGUUUCCCUGUGGACGUUAAGCUGACCCCUGAAGAGGUUGCAAAGAACUUCGCUAAGAUUGUCGACUUCGAUGACGGCCGAGCGGAUCACCCCGAGAAGACUCAAGACUCGUUAGAAAAGGUCAUGGCCAACAUGGAGAACAAGCGAGGGGCCUCCAAGGGUGCCCAAGGCAACCAAUAUCUAGAGGCGCAAAAGAAGGCAUUGGCCGCCCAAUCUCCGGGGACAGAAUUCACGUACACGGAGCGGGACAGCAUCCUCUAUAACCUGGGUAUCGGCACUAAGAAGACCGAGCUGCCGUACGUAUUCGAGGGCCAUGAGGACUUCCAGGUAUUACCGACAUUCGGUGUGGUUCCGCAAUUCGACGCAAACAUGCCCUUCAGCUUCGAUGAAGUGGUGCCCAACUUCUCACCCAUGAUGUUGUUACACGGCGAGCAAUACUUAGAAGUGAAGAAGUACCCGAUCCCGACAGCAGCGAAGACCAAGAACUUCGCCAAGCUUAUCGAAGUCGUAGAUAAGGGCAGCGCGGCAAUUCUUAAGAGUGGCGUGACGACUGUCAACGCGGAAACUGAUGAGGAGCUCUUCUACAACGAGGCUACUGUGUUCCUACGAGGCUGCGGAGGUUUUGGUGGCCAGAAGAAGCCAGCGGAUCGGGGUGCGGCAACGGCAGUAAAUGCCCCACCGAAGAGACAUCCUGAUGUUGUGGUGGAGACGAAGACGACGGAGGAGCAGGCUGCGAUUUACCGACUUAGCGGUGAUUACAACCCGCUUCACAUCGACCCCAACUUUGCCAAGAUGGGCGGCUUCAAAGUACCGAUCUUACACGGGCUGUGCUUUAUGGGUAUUGCGAGUAAGGCUGUGUACGAGAAGUUCGGUCCCUUCCGCAAUGUUAAGGUGCGCUUUGCUGGCACAGUACUACCAGGCCAGACGCUAGUCACUGAGAUGUGGAAGGAUAAGGCGAACAAGGUUAUCUUCCAGACUAAGGUUAAGGAGACGGGUAAGUUGGCGAUCUCGGGCGCUGCGGCUGAGCUUGUGGAGGGUGGUAAUGGGGGGAAAUUGUAGGGAUAUGUCGUAGGUUGAGGGUUGGUUUGGCAUGAUAUGAUAUGUUAUGGAAAGCUUAUGUUUAGUUGUUGUGGUUGACCGUGUAAACUUUACAUGCAGAUUUGGGACGUAUAUUAGAAUCCUACAUGUACCUAUGUAUUUUGAAAUUAUAGACCACUCUACUGUUCUAUCAACUUAGCAGAUAACUGGCAUAUGACCUAAUUCCUCCUAUGGAAUUUGAAGGAUCCCCAACAGUCAAUGAUGCACUUAUAAUGAAUAGAACUGAAGGCAGC